GGAGGAGAGGGAGGGGAGGAGAGAGAGAGACUGAGACUCGGAGGUGCUGAAGACCCAGACAGAGCUGGGAGAGGGACCGAAUAUAGGACUGGAGCGCUCCGAGAGCCACUCAAGAUCUUUUGGAGGAGCCCAAUAAAUGUGAACAUGGGGUCUGUCACUGGAGCUGUCCUCAAGACGUUACUUCUGUUAUCUACUCAAAAUUGGAACAGAGUCGUAGCUGGGAAUUCCUAUGAUUGCGAUGAACCUCUGGUGCCGGCCUUGUCUCAGGCAUCAUUCAGCAGUUCGUCCGAGCUCUCCAGCAGCCACGGUCCUGGAUUUGCAAGGCUAAAUCGAAGAGAUGGAGCUGGGGGCUGGUCUCCGCUUGUCUCAAACAAAUACCAGUGGUUGCAGAUUGACCUUGGAGAGAGAAUGGAGAUCACCGCGGUGGCCACCCAAGGGGGAUAUGGGAGCUCCAACUGGGUGACCAGCUACCUGCUGAUGUUCAGUGACAGUGGCAGGAACUGGAAACAAUAUCGACAGGAGGACAGCAUCUGGGGUUUUUCAGGAAAUGCAAAUGCAGACAGUGUUGUGUACUAUAGACUCCAGCCUUCCAUCAAAGCCAGGUUUCUGCGCUUCCUCCCUUUAGAGUGGAACCCCAAGGGCAGAAUCGGAAUGAGGAUCGAGGCGUUUGGAUGCGCAUAUCGAUCAGAGGUGGUUGAUCUUGAUGGAAAAAGUUCCCUUCUCUACAGAUUUGAUCAAAAAUCCUUGAGCCCAAUGAAGGAUAUUAUUUCUUUGAAAUUUAAAACCAUGCAGAGUGAUGGGGUUCUACUCCACCAGGAAGGGCAAAAUGGAGAUCACAUCACGUUGGAAUUGAAAAGAGGAAAGCUCUUUUUACUUAUUAAUUCAGGUGAAGCGAAACUGCCCUCCACUCACUCCCUGAUCAAUCUCACCCUGGGCAGCCUGCUGGAUGACCAGCAUUGGCAUUCUGUGCUCGUCCAGCGCCUGGGCAAGCAGGUCAACUUCACCGUGGACGAGCACAGGCACCGUUUCCACGCCCAGGGAGAAUUCAAUUACCUGGAUCUUGAUUAUGAGAUCAGCUUUGGAGGGAUUCCAGCACCUGGAAAAUCAGUGUCAUUCCCCCAUAAAAAUUUUCAUGGUUGUUUAGAAAAUCUCUAUUAUAAUGGAGUGGAUAUCAUUGAUUUGGCCAAGCGACAAAAACCACAGAUCAUUGCUAAGGGAAAUGUGUCCUUUUCCUGUUCACAACCGCAGUCUGUGCCUGUGACUUUUCUGAGCUCUGAGAGUUACUUAGCACUGCCAGGCUCUUCUGGGGAGGAAGAGAUUUCUGCCGCUUUUCAAUUUCGAACCUGGAACAAGGCAGGACUUCUGCUCUUCAGCGAACUUCAGCUGGUUUCAGGGGGUCUCCUCCUCUUUCUUAAUGAUGGAAAACUCAAGCUGAAUCUCUACCAGCCAGGAAAAUUACCCAGUGACAUCACAGCAGGUGCUGGAUUAAAUGAUGGGCAGUGGCAUUCCAUCUCCUUAUCUGCCAAAAGGCAUCAUCUGAGUGUGGUGGUGGAUGGCCAGCUGACUUCUGUUGCUCCUUCCCUGGGGCCUGAGCAGAUUUAUUCAGGUGGAACCUAUUAUUUUGGAGGUUGCCCUGGCAACAGCUUUGGAUCCAAGUGUAAAAAUCCGCCUGGUGGAUUUCAGGGCUGUAUGAGACUCAUCUCGAUCAGUAACAAGGCUGUAGAUCUGAUUUCAGUUCAGCAGGGGUCCCUUGGGAACUUCAGUGACCUUCAGAUAGACUCAUGUGGAAUCACAGACAGGUGUUUGCCCAACUAUUGUGAACAUGGCGGUGAAUGCUCCCAGUCCUGGAACACCUUUCACUGCAACUGUGCAAACACUGGUUACAGGGGAGCCACUUGCCACAACUCUAUCUAUGAGCAGUCAUGUGAAGCCUAUAAGCACAGAGGAAAUACUUCAGGGUUUUACUAUGUAGAUUCAGAUGGAAGUGGUCCCCUAGAACCAUUUCUUCUAUAUUGCAACAUGACUGAAACUGCGUGGACCAUCAUACAGCACAAUGGCUCUGACUUAACAAGAGUCAGAAAUACCAAUCCAGACAACCCAUAUGCUGGGUUUUUCGAGUAUACGGCCAGCAUGGAGCAACUCCAGGCCACAAUUAACCAUGCGGAGCACUGUGAACAGGAGCUUACCUACUAUUGCAAGAAGUCACGGCUUGUAAAUAAGCCAGAUGGAACCCCUCUGAGCUGGUGGGUUGGAAGGACCAAUGAAACACAAACUUAUUGGGGAGGUUCUUUGCCUGAUCCUCAAAAAUGUACUUGUGGAUUAGAGGGGCACUGCAUUGAUUCUCAGUAUUACUGCAACUGUGAUGCUGACCGGAACGAAUGGACCAAUGACACUGGAUUCCUUUCUUAUAAAGAACAUCUGCCAGUAACUAAGAUAGUGAUUACAGACACAGGCCGACCGCAUUCUGAAGCAGCUUAUAAACUGGGGCCUCUACUCUGCCGGGGAGACAGGUCGUUUUGGAAUUCCGCUUCCUUCAAUACUGAGGCUUCCUACCUUCAUUUUCCUACUUUCCACGGAGAACUCAGUGCUGAUGUGUCUUUCUUUUUUAAGACAACAGCUUCCUCUGGGGUAUUUUUAGAAAACCUGGGGAUUACUGAUUUUAUCCGCAUAGAGCUACGCUCUCCAACAGUGGUGACUUUUUCAUUUGAUGUGGGGAACGGACCUUUUGAAAUCUCCGUGCAGUCCCCCACUCGCUUCAACGACAACCAGUGGCACCAUGUUAGGGUUGAAAGGAACAUGAAAGAGGCAUCCAUUCGAGUGGAUCAGCUCUCACCGAAGACGCAACCAGCUCCAGCUGAUGGGCAUGUCCUUCUACAGCUCAACAGUCAACUCUUUGUGGGUGGAACGGCCACCAGACAGAGGGGCUUUCUGGGAUGCAUUCGGUCUCUGCAGCUGAACGGAGUGGCCCUGGACCUGGAGGAAAGAGCCAAGGUGACCCCCGGAGUGGAGCCGGGCUGUAGAGGGCAUUGCAGCAGCUACGGAAAGCUGUGUCUCAAUGGAGGCCAAUGCAGAGAAAAGCCCAGUGGGUUCUCUUGUGACUGCACCUUCUCUGCAUAUGCAGGGCCAUUCUGCUCAGAUGAGAUUUCUGCAUAUUUUGGAUCUGGCUCAUCCGUGAUUUACAAUUUCCAGGAAAAUUAUUCCUUAAGUAAAAACUCCAGCUUCCAUGCUGCUUCGUUUCACGGUGAUAUGAAGCUGAGCAGAGAAAUGAUCAAAUUUAGCUUCCGAACAACACGAACACCGAGCUUACUGCUUUAUCUGAGCUCUUUUUAUAAAGAAUACCUUUCAGUUAUCAUUGCCAAAAACGGAAGUUUGCAGAUCAGGUACAAGCUAAAUAGGUAUCAAGAACCUGAUGUGGUUAACUUUGGUUUCAAAAACAUGGCUGACGGGCAGCUUCACCACAUGCAGAUUAACAGAGAAGAAGGAGUGGUCUUUGUAGAGAUUGAUGAGAAUGCAAGGAGACAAGUCCACUUGUCAUCAGGUACAGAAUUCAGUGCAGUCAAAUCUCUUGUACUGGGCAGGAUUUUAGAACACAGUGAUGUGGACCAGGAGACAGCGCUGGCCGGUGCACAGGGCUUCCAGGGCUGUCUCUCGGCAGUGCAGCUCAGCCACGUGGCCCCUCUGAAGGCUGCGCUGCGCCCCAGCCGCCCAGCCCCCAUCACUGUCUCAGGACACGUGACGGAGUCCAGCUGUGUGGCCCAGGCUGGCACUGACGCCACAUCGAGGGAAAGGACACAUUCCUUUGCAGAUCAUUCUGGAACAAGAGAUGACAGAGAACCCCUAGCUAAUGCAAUCAAAAGUGACUCUGCCGUCAUUGGAGGUUUGAUAGCCGUUGUGAUCUUUAUCUUGCUGUGCAUCGCGGCCAUAGCUGUUCGCAUUUAUCAGCAGAAAAGGCUGUACAAAAGAAAUGAGGCAAAAAGGAACACAGGCACAGAUUCUCUGCUGCGGGGUCUCUCACAAGCCUGCAGUCAAGAUACCAACCAGAGCUGGGGGCUCAGCGGAAGGCUCCACCGGAGAUGGAUCUGCUUCCAAGCUCAAGCUCCUUUACCCGCUUGUCGUGAGGCUUCAUCUCAAGGACUGUUGGGUUGAGGGCCCUAGUUCCUCACGAGCCGUUGGCUGUAGACUGCCCUCAGUUACCUGCCAUGUGGCUUUUCUUUUGUUAUGCUUCAUCAAAGCCAGCAAGAGGCAGGGUCCGCUAGCAAAACCCAAGUGACAAUCUUUUGUAACCUAAUCACAGAAGUGGCAUCUUCUCAAAGUUAAUGAAUCUGUUGGAAGCAAGAUAGUCAAGUGGUGGGGAUUACCAAAGGUUUUGAAUACCAAAAGAUGGGAUUAUUUGUGACCAUCUUAGAGGCUACCUACCUCAAUGUGUAUGUGUGUCCUAUUGUAUGCCUGUAAUAAGUCCAAAGGAUAAAAAAUAAAAUAGUUGCUUGAAUGCGAGUAGAAAGGGGAGAGAUAGAUGACUGUUUAUUCAAGUUUCUUUUAUUCCCUUUGGACAUGUAAAGCCUGGGUUUGAGAUACCAGCUGGGCCUUCAAUUGGUGAUAUCCGAGAAUGAGUCUGAGGACACAGCAGUCCCCCCAUUAUCCGCAGUUUUGUUUUCAGUUACCCACGAUCAACAAUGGUCUGAAGAUAAGGUACAGUAAGAUAUUUUCAGAGAGAGAGACCACAUUCACGUAACUUUUAUUGCACUAUACUUUUAUUGUUCUAUUUUACUAUUUGUUAUUGUUAUUUUCCUACUGUGCCUAGUUUAUAAAUUAAUCUUUAUCACAGGUAUGUAUGUAUAGGAAACAGCAUGGUAGAUAUAAGGUAUUACCCACAGGUUUAGGCAUCCACUGGGGUUCUCUGAAUAUAUCCCCCGUGGAUUAGAGGGGACUACUCUAUAUGAAUUUGGAGUUCAGAGAGAAUCUGGAACUGGAUAUAAUAUUUGGAGUCAUGAAUCAGGAGAUGAUAUUUGAAGCCAUGAUCCCGGUUCAGAUCACGCGGGAAGGAGGCUUGAGAGAAAAGAGAAGAGGUCUCAGGUUUGAGUCUGGGGGUGCUUUCUUUUGUUCCUUUUAAGAACAUAUGUUGGUAAGCCACAAAAUUGCCUACUAAAAAUGUUUCUUGUAAACAAAAAUGUUUAAAAGCACAAAAUACUCAAAAGAUGGAAAAUGGUAAAAAAAAAAAAAAAAUUUAAGACAAUGGUACUGUGAUUAAUUUGAAUUUGGUUUACCACUCAAGAGUCCACAGGUUCAAAUAUUAUCCAGAUUGACAAUUGAGGGUAAAAAUUCAAGAUUCAAGAGUUCAGAAAAUAGGGAAGUGAGUGGAGAAAAGCAAGGAAUUAGAGCCAAAAUGGCUGAUAUGCUUGGUGUAAUUCUCCACCUUGAAAAACCCAUGGGCCCUAUUUAUCUUCAGCCCAUGGCUAUGUCUCCUGUCCAGUAUGACCCUCUCAGAUCUGAAGUUAUUCAGCUCCUGUUUCUUCCACUUGCUCCCAGAGCAGGUUAUUUUCUAGAAUUUCUUUCUUUGAGAUACAGUUAUUUUUAUUUCCAUAAAUGCGUAGUCAUGAAUGGUACCUGACCAAGAACACACAGAAUACAAGUAUCAACUGUGUCUGAAGGAAAAAAGAAAAGUUUGAGUAAUAAACUAAAACAUCCCUGAACUUCAUCUAUUCCACUGCCAAAUUGAGGAUUUGGAGUAAAUUACCUUAAGAAUCACUUGAACCUUUAAGAUUUCUGAUACUCCUUUCCUGAAAUGAUAUUAUUGCCUCCUCAUAACUACUGCUAUGUGACUACAAUUGUAUAUUUUACAGAAGAAUUUACGCUAAGUAUAUAAUUAGAAGGAACAGUGACAAUACAUCCAUGGCCCGUUUUGGAGAAUAAAUCUAUCUUGGCAUUUUUCUACUCUCUGAACUUGGUUCUUAACAAACAUAACAUGAUAGAGUUAAUGUACAGUAUCUCCUAAUUAUAAGCACUGCAUGAGAAUUGAAACGUUCACGUAAGCAGAAUAGCUGAAAAAUCAAUAUGUUCUCUGUGGUUCUAAAUGUCAAAGUUUAUGGCAGGGUUAAUUUGGUUAUAAUAAAGUGAUCAUAAAUGGUGAAAUUUGCUAAAUACUAUACUCUAACAUGGGGAAAAAAAUCCCUAGAGGAAGGGUUGCUAGUGCUGGUGCUAAAAUAAAGCAUGUCAAUUAAAGGUGAUGAGCGAUGGGAAGCACCAGGCUCAGAUGAAGUUCUGAAGCCAUUGAAAUCUCUUUGGUACCCACCCUGCAUCCCAGUCUCUCUCCCCCCAUCUCCUCUGCAUUGAUCCCAGGAAUUCCUCUCCACUAGAAUUAAAUACUAACCACUGCUGAGGCUGAGGCAAGCCCCUGUGUGCACAACACUCGCCCAUAAACAGCACACCGGUGGCCCCCCUCAGCGCCCUCCGCACCCCCAUCCCCAAAUUCCCACACACAUCCUUCACGCGGUCCCCCUCGUGAAUACCCCUCCCCUGUGCCUCUCUCCUGCAUUCAUAUGUACCCUGUAAGUGCCUCCCCUACACGUGCCCUUUACCCCCAGAAAUACACAUCACCACCCAGGGACACCUACACAACAUGCACUCACACGUACAUUCACUAACAGACACACACAUCUGCACCCACACCUGCUCCCAACAUGCACGUCUAGACUCCACUUGGCCACUCACAUUAACACAUGUGAACACACACAUCUGUACAUACAUGCAUACACACUCAUGCACACAUACGCGUGCACUUGAAGAUUUAAUAUGCUUCUUAGGAAAGUUUGCUUAAUCCAAAACUACAUAUUUCAUGAAAUCAGAAGAAUUGUGAGUAAUGUGGCUUACACAACUAGAGCCUUUGCUUUUACCCAUUUUAGAUGUUAGGCUAAAGCGGUGUGUACUAUAUAUCCCACAUAUUCAAUAAAACUAAGCUGCUCCGGUAUGCAUUUAAAUUAGCUUUUCAGUUUCACAUAAAAAUAAGAGCUGUGAAACUACCUUGUCAGCAGUGGUUUUAUAGAAUCCUCUGUCCAGGUGAAAGUUAAUGCUCCUUGAGUUGACAUACGGAGCUAAUUUGAUGGAUGUAUGUUCAAAUGAAAUAUGUCGCAAUGAUUCAAAGGCUGGGUAACGCUGAUAUACUAGCUGGUUGGACGGUAAUUUUUUUAUAUAAAUUAAAUUAUUUUUAUGAUGUAAGUCCUUAGGGACCAGCACCGGGAAAACUUGGAAAUUGAGACAAUAAAGAUAAUGUUUAUUUCAAAAGACAAAUAGUACUGUCAGUUUGACUUGUAUUUACUAAAAUUAACAUGAUAAUAUUAGAUACACCUAUAAUUUUUUGGUUACAUCUAUGUUAAUAUGGGAAGCACAGAUUUAUUUUGUCAUGGAAACGUUGUAUUUAGGUGUUUCGUGAGCAAUGCUUAUCCGGUGCUCUUGGUACCAUGUUUACUACAAUUUGCAUAAAGCAGAAGUUAUUCUAUCACAGGUAUUCUUCCUAAAGACUUUACCACUUGAAAAUUGGAAUUUGUUGAGAGGUAGCAACUCCUUCACAGACCAUGAGCACACAAUAAUAGAUGAAAUGGAAUGCGUUUUAGUCUUUAGAGAUUUCUGUGGGGUAUUAGAAAUAAAAGACUACUACUACUACACUGAAAGACACAAUGUCAGGAGACAUUUUACUAAACUCUCACAAUAUAUUUAUGGCUAUGAUGAAGAAAAUUAAACUGGAUUAUAGCUGGGUUAAUUGAAAUCGUAUAGCCUUUCCUUUAGUUCUGAUUGUCAGCAACUAACAACAACAGGAUGAGUCGGACCUGUAAUUUACACCAGUAGAAGUCAGAUAUUUUCAUGUCAUAUUGUAGUUGUUAUAGAUAUCUCAAGAUAUAGUUUAUAUUCAUCUCUAGAAACUAGUUAUUAGUGUGCCAUGAAAGCUUGUUAGUUAAUGUAAUAAACAUACAUUUUUAUAUAAUAUUUUGUUGUCUAUAUAUCAAUAUUGUUCUGGGAUGAAGUUCACAAACUUUACUGGACUGCCAAGGAGGUCUGUUGACGCAACGUAGUCAAGAACCCACACUCUAAAUGAAUUCCUGAAGACUUUGCCAUUGAUUCAGUUGUUUUUAACAGCAAACAGCUUGAUUAAAAUGUAGAAAUUAAAUUUAUCAAAACAAUGUAGGAAGUUACUUGUGAAGAGUCAAAAAUUGUAUUUCAGAGAGCAGAAGAUCAAUGGAGAUAGAAAUAAAUAUUCUGUGCAUAUAAACCACCAAUAAAGAUUUAUACUAAUUAAGUAUAAGUAAGGCUUAAAAGCAUCCAUCUUCGAGAAGACUUAGGUGUUUCCAUUAACUAAAUUGUCCCAACUUAGUCUUAAAUCAUUAUUUUAUAGGGUGGCAAAAGUUAGACGAACAAGUGUUUGAAAAUGAGUUGGAAGAAAAAGAGAGAGCUUAAAUAUCAGAGUGGAAUCUUAAACCAUACCAUGUAUCACAUACAUGACCAGUUUUAGCCUAAUUGGCAUGCAGUCACUAUGUAGAAAACACAAAGAAAUGUAAUCUUUAGGGGCAUGUUAUUUAACUCAUAUAGUGUUAAAUUGAUACGUAAUUUUUUUUCUAUUGAUAUUGACUUUAGAAAAAUAAAGGGUAUUAACUGACCCAAAAAAGCAUAUCCCAUGAUCAGAUUAUCAUUAAACACAGCCAAGAUUCCUCCACAUUUAUAGGGAGGUGACGCAUGUGUGUGUGUUAGUCAUAUAAAAUUGAAGCAGAAAAUGUUUGCUAUUCCAAAUGAUUUUAAAUUGUUAUACUUGUAUUCAUAAUAAAUAAAUAUCUUUCAUUAGUGUGUGAUCCUCAUCUGGUUAUGACUUCUUGUAGGUUUUAAAUAUUGUAUACUCAAAAUGUUAAUAAAGUCCAUUUUUUUGAGAAAAUUUCAAAGAAGCAAUGUAAUGAAUCUUUGCAUCAUCUAUUACACAUCUGCUUUUGGAAAUUAAUUGUCUUUAAGCACUUAAUAUAUUUGGGAAGCAAUUUGUCUAUUAAUAGCAUUAUGAGAUUUUAAUAUAAAUUCAAUUUAUACGAAUUGUGCUCACUGUCAAUUGCUACUGGAUUAAAAGUGUGAUUUGAAUGGGGAUUAAAUAUUUCACAGUUAUAUAAAUUGUGAAGAUAAUGUUUUCCCUGCCAUGAUAAUUUCUGCCUGUUACCUAGUUUUUUUCUUAAAGUUUUUAUUUUUAUUAAAAAUUUCUCUGUAAAUAACUAUAAUCGUUGAUACCUUUGACUAUCCUUAAGACUGUUAGAACAGUUAGUGAUAGCUGUGUUAUUUAAACUAUCAAAAAAAAUGCGUUAGAUUCAUCCAGCUAUGUCAACCCCCAAGUAGCUUGAAGAUGUGUAAUCCUGUUGGGUGUCUGUACUCUGCUGAAUUAACUAGAUGUGGACUGUGAUGGUCAUAGCAAUACAAUAUGAGAGAGAAUUGGGCUGUAUGCAUAGUGUGAUGGAGAAGGACCAAGACAUACAAGAGGCAGAAGCCAUGCUUGUAAGUUUUGCUUUUAAAAAAUGUAGACCAAAACACGUCAAAUCUUCCCAAAAUUUUCCCUGAUAAACUAACUCCUCACUUCUCACUACCCCUUUACUCUAUAUCCAUACUCUGUUUUGUGUACUACUUAAAACUGCAAGCUUUCUUAAUGAUUUUAUUCUCUUAUGCUUUCUCUUCAACAGAAUUCUAAAGUCCCAUAGGGAUGAAUUGUGUCUCUGUUAUGCUUCUGUUUCUCUCAUGGACAAAAUGGAGGCCCCACAUUGCAUGGUGGGAUCUGUUAAUAAUGAGAAGGCAUGAGUGGAUUGGUGAAAGAGCAGAAACUGUGGACUGUUUGGGGACAAAAUCUUCAUACACAUUCUCAGACUCUCACUAAUGCCUUCUUCUUUCUCUCUUUCUUGGUUGUCAUUCUCACCCAUGCCGGCCUUUGAAAAUAAGUGUGAGAGGUGGGCUUCUAUGUGGCUGUCAGGGGAUCUGGAGGACAUUAGUUUUCCAAAAGGGGAAACCAAUCAACAGGAAAUGGGAGGCAAGAAGGAGCCAAAUAGACAAAUUGCCACUGUCUUCCCUUCUCCAAGAUGAGAUUCCCCUUUGCAACACUUUUGGAGAAUUAUCCAGAGCUGAAUGAACAUUCCUGGGAUCUGCUGUAUCAUUCUGUGGAUCAGGGUGAGGCAAUAGCCAUGUCAUUGCAGAGCACCUUCCUUGGCCUCACUUUCUUUUCUCCUCCUUUCCUCGACUCUGAUCUCACAUUACCCAAAUAACAUUUGAGUACCUAAAUCCUUUCCUGAGACUGUUUUCUAAAGUUCCUGGACUAAGAAAAUUUGUGCUUGAAUAUUUUUAAAAUACACAGCCUCAGGAUGGGUUUUAAGAUUUGCAGUGCUCAUCUGAAUGAAAGUGAUAGUGACCAUACGGCUGGCCAUUAAGUAGGGUGGUCGUAAUCCCUAGUAUGCCGUGGCUGGGCUGACUUGGAAGGAGGUACUAGCUCAUGACACUACCCUAGAAGACUAAGGAAUUCUUGCUAUACUUCAGGAUAAUGGAAGAGAAUGGUUUUUGACAGAACUUACAGAAAGAUAUGACAAUCUCGGGGAGGUCAACUGCCAAUUUAAGACAUGUUCUGAAAGCCAGGGGGCCUCAAAUGUGGCUCCGAGGGGUACUCUCCUGCCACCUCACAGAACAACAUGCUGAAAAUCAGGCUCUGAUUAUAAGAGAGCAAAGCUGCAAACAAAACUAAAUGUAGAUUUCCUUUGUCAAAGUCAGGGCCCUGGUAGGAAAAAAAAUGUACUCCCUCAGACUUGCUUGGGGAUAUACAGGUGGAUAAACACAAGACAUUUGUAUCUUCGGAAUUCCCUGAGUCCCUCCUUGCCAAAGGAGAUUAGCUUCCCCUUGCCUGGAGACCAUGUGAAGACCUUACUGAAAGCGGGUGCCUUGCAGGAUGAAGCUUUUUCUGCCCUCACUGCCCCUCAUUGCCUCUGAGUCAAUAACCAGGGUCAGUUCUCGAUCAUGAAGUACCAGCCCUGCUCCUGGGGGAAAAAAGCCAACACAGCAAAGUGGAUGCAGGAUCUUCCUAAUGUAUAUCAACCAGAACUGGGGGUGCAUGGAGAGGAGUGAAUUUUUAAGGAUUUUAGACAGAUAGUAUGUAUUGUGUGUGUGUGGGGUCAACAUAAGACUGAAUUUGACAGAAUUCGUUGACAUGAACACACUCCCAUAAGUCAAGAGUUAACAUUUUAGUAAAAACAUGCAGCUGAUCCUAAUAGUUUUCUUUGAUGGCACCAUGGAGCUUAAUCAAAUAAUAGUCUUCCAAAUAAAUGAAAUGAAAAUAUCUUUACAUAGUGAAGAAGCAAUUAGAAAAUUCAGGGAGGUGGGAGCGUUCAAAUGAUUUAUGAUGUACAGCCAUGCUUCGCUUAACAAUGUCAAUGUUCGGCAAUUUCAUCAUCAUGUGAACAUCAUAGAGUGUACUUACACAAACCUAGAUGGUACAGCCUGCUUCAAUGUUCGGCAAUUUCAUCAUCAUGUGAACAUCAUAGAGUGUACUUACACAAACCUAGAUGGUACAGCCUGCUACACACCUAGGCUUUAUGGUACUAAUCUUAGGGGACUACCAUUGUUUACAAGGUCCGUCAUUGACCAGAACGUCGUUAUGUGGCUUGUAACUGUGUAGUCUGUCCCUACAAUCUGAUAUAAUUGACCUGCCCCGCUCUAAGAAACUCCUUCUUUGAAUGAUUUGAGAAAAGGAUGCAAGAAAAAGAGGGCCAACCAAUUUCUUCCAAAAUGCAAAUAGUAAUGGUAUAGUAGAUACACCAAAUAAUCUCUCAAAGAUUUCUCUCUUUUUGAAAAUAUAUUUUGCACUUGCAAGGUUGAAAAUUCUGAGUUCUGCAGUGACAUCACCUGGAGGUGGGCUGUGAAAGAUAGAAGGUUGAGACUGAGAUUGACCUAUAAGCCAAUUAGCAAUUAUUGGCCAAUGUAUUAAAAAUUGAAAAACAAGUUAUAAAAUUAGAAUAUGUAAGUAAUUUUCUUGAAAUGAGUUCCUGACUGAGUCAUUAUAUCUGACUUCCAGUAUUGGUUCUGUCAUUAAAAAAUUAGGUGAUUUGUGGCAAAUUGUUUCACUCAACUUAUUUGUAAAAUGAGUUAAAAUUAAACUAUUUUGAAACUUUUUUGAUAGAUGUUAUAUAGCAUCACAUUUAUGAACUAUGAUUCAUGUUGAAGUUAUUUGUGUGGGUUGAAAAUGUCACUGACAGUCACUAGUAAAUCAGGUUUUAAGGAGCACAUCACAGAACCAAAAUGGUUUCUGAGAUCCCCGAGGAGAGCUAAGAUCAUGUGGUUCUCUGAGUAAAUUUACAAAAUCAGCUUUUAAAAUGUGUUUUGAAAUACUAGCUCUAUGGAUUGAGUCAUUGAGUGCUUUUAUCAGCAAAUGUGAGUUAUUCCUCAAGGACAGCUUGCUACCUUUUGUGCUAUCAUUAAUCUACUAAAGAUAGAUGCUAUCAAAGUCUACUGCUUACGCUAAAGUGGAAAAGACCACAUAUGUUAUUAAAUAAUCUUUCCAUAAAAUAAUUGCUGUUGAAUUUAAACAACCAGCACAUAAAUUAUGUAAUACACUGGGGUACAGUGCUCCCUCACAGUUUUAGACAGCCCAGUACAUAUUGGCCAGGUAUGUAGGCCUACUUUACACAGCUAUAGAUCAGAAUAGUUAAGAAUAUUUCUGUCAUCAGCUAAAAUGAAGUUCAUAUUAUUUCUAAGAAUAGGGAUACAGUUAUUAUGCAUCUCUGCAUGGAGUGAUCACUUAGUUCUUGAGUCUUACAUUUAUAUUUAUAAAUACAAUCAUAAUAAUUAAACUUAUACUGGUGUUGACAGAAUUUGUCAAGAAAAACAUUUCCAGAACUACAUUCGUUAACGUAAUUUAUUUCAUUGGUUCAUAUUCCAUAGAGUGAUGUGAAAUUAUUUCAUUUUUUCUUUUUAAUUAUAUCUUCCUGAAAGUAUUUUCAUUAAGACCUUUUCUGUGUAGUUAUACAACAAAUUUGAUUAAUAUUGGAAAAUUUUUAUCUAUAUCAAUCUUACUGAUUACUGUUACUGGCCUUGUGAAUUUCUUUAUGGCGGCUAUGUAAUCCAACUCAAGUUACACAGGGCCAAAUUUUGCAGUUAUAUCAUUUUUCCUAAUUUCCAACUUUGUGACGGCCACUACACUCUACCUCUAUGUGCCAUUUAGCCAAUUAUCCACUCUCCCAUGAUUUUGGGUUGGAAUAUGCUGAUGAAGACAAGCACAAGUUUGUAGUGAGACCUUGUUACAUUAGCGGGAUUUUUAACAUCCCAGCUAUUACUCUUCUCUCCUAAUAAUGGUGCUGCCUUUCUGUGGCAGUAACGCUGCAGCGUUCAUGUAAGCCAACAAUAUUGCCUGAAGUCUCUCUUAUCAGAGGCCAGGUAGCCAUGAUGUAGGCAGUUGUUGGGGUCAGAAAGAACAGAAUGGAAUUAGGGAAACUUCUUUUUCUAAAACUGCUAAUUUCCUUUCUAACAUUUGAUCUGUUUUUAAUCUGGCUAAAAUUGUACUAAGGCUCUAUCAAUAACUUAUACCAUUAUUUCUCAAAAAAUAUGGUUAUAAAUGGACAAGAUAAAAUUAACUUAUUUUUGAAGCAAUCUAUUUGUUGCUUAAACUUGCCUCUAACAAAAUUUUAUUAUUAUUAGGUGGUAUUAAAAUUAGAAUGUAAAGAGGUCUGGGUGACCAACCAAGCUGAGUUUUGCCACAGAAUGAAAGACAAUACCUUUGUGGUCACAAGGAUUCUCAUUCAUUCAUUCAACCAUUUAUUCAAAAUGGAUGUACUCAUACCAUGGAUACAGUAAUCUGCAAGGUGGAUAUGUCUCUUGCCUUCAUGGGUCUUACAAUUUAAGGGAGACAAGCAAUAGUGUGAUAAGAACUAGGAUUCAGGAAGUCCAGACACCCUGGAAUAUUUAACCCAGGAUUGGGAAAUUGCCCCAUGGAGGAUGUGAUCCCAAUUAGAGACAGAAAGGGAACAUAGACUGGUCUACAUCCUGGCUUAGAGCCUUCCCCUCCCAGACAAUUCGAACAGAGCUCUGUGGGUUCAUCAUUCUCUCAGGUUUGGCCAAAAAUCACUGAACCACAGAUACCUAUCUGACCUAAAAUUCCAAAGAAAUGAUUUAUCAUGGGGAUCCAAAUUUCUAAUAAACAGAUCAUUCGCUGUUCACUCUCAGGGGCAUCUUUUUCCUGCCACUGAGCUCAGUGCUAAAUCCAAUUUUUAAUUAGUCUGGCAAUAGAAUCACUUUUGCUGGAAAGUUCAACAAAGUCAUGGUGAAUUCUGAAAUAUCAUCCAGGACUCAGAUGACAGAGUGCAUCAUUUAUAUAAAUGCCUGCACGUCUUUCAUUUCUUUCCCCUCCUCUGGUUAGUUCAGGACAUAUUUUGUCAUACUUUAAUUUACAAGCAGCCUAACACCUUUCUCUGUUUACACAGCCUUCCUUCUUACAUGUUAUGAUGCACUGAGAGGCCCUUCAACCAUACUCCAUUUGAGCAUUAGCGCAUCUCAAUUGUACCACUAGAGAUCAUGAACAUUGGAGGAUGCACAAACAAAAACUGGAUUCAAAUCUUUGUUCUGGCAUACAUUCACUGUGUGACAUCAUUAUAAAUUAUAAUCUGAUUUAAAUGGGUAAUAAUUACAACCAUAAAUGGUGCUUGACAGGAAUGAUUUUGAAAAGCAAAUGAAAAGCUUAAAGAUCAAUGCCUGGCAUAGGGUAGAUAGAGCAGCAUUUGGUACCUAUGAUUACUGUCAUUGCUAUGCCCCGUCCUCUCCUAUUCUUACUUCUACUGGCACUGUUAAUUUUCUCAUUCACAAUGUGCUCAGUUUUUACAUGUUAGGAUCUUAAUGGGAAACCUGGUUUCCAACUUGUAGGGGAACCUUACAUCUAAUGUACAUAUUGUUUAUGGAUGGGAGUUUGCUGGUAAAAGCAAGAAGUAAAUAUCAGUAAAAGUAAAUGGAAGAUUUUGGAAAAGAAUGAUAAAGGUCUAAAAUAUGGUAGGCUACAGGAAACAAAAAAAAAUGAAAUUGAGAGAAAAUAUCAUUUUCAGGAAGCCUAGAUUGUAGGUGAUAAGAUAAUAAAUAAAAUGAGAAUUAAAUGAAGGAAGAAGCAGCAGUGUUUUAUUCAAGUAAUUGUUGCACUUAUUUAGUACACUUUUUUUGUCUAAGAAUAUCUUUCAGGGAGUAACUCUGCUUUAAGUACAUUUAAAAUUUGCUCUUUGAGGUGGGGUAUGUUGGUAGACAGAUUCUCAGAGAGAGAGAGAGAAAAGAAGAAAAGAUAGAAAAAAGAAGAAACCCAGCCCUUAUUUGUAGCUUUUGCCAAUUUCCAUGGUGUAAGUACUUCCACCAUGAUCCUUUUCAAGAUACUUGAGGUCAGUGAAGGAAGAGUUGAAAAGAAAUUCACAGAACUGACUUUCUUGUGAGCUGGUACCAGCUGGCUCCAGCACACCUCUGCUUUUAAAUUGUCUUUAAAAGUGAAUGCCUAUAGCAUUGUAUUUUUAACAAUGACCACAAAAUGAGCCUUAAUCCCCAUGUUAGGAGUCUAAGUGGACUCAAUACAUAUUGUGUUACUGUCUCUUUAUGGGCCUUAAGGCUGCCUUUUAGGGGUUGCUCAUUUCCUCCUGAGUUCCAUGGCUUCAAUUACAGUUAAUUGUGGCCAUAAAAACUAUUAAUCAUUUGGCAAAGGCUACUUCUAUACGUGGGGAAAUCAAGAAAAAUAGAUUAACACAUUAGGCAGGUAAUAAUGGCUUUUCCAUUAUAAAAAUUUUAUUAGAAAUAGCAAAACAUAGCAUAUAACUAUCAACUCAUUAUUUAUAUUAACAUUAAGCAAAUUUUAAAAGAAUGUAAGCAGAGAGAUCCAAUUCAGCUCCUACUAAGCUGAAUUAGUAGUGAAUUAGAAUACCAUCUGAUUAUAAAUGUUGCUAUUAUUUCUCCUAAAUCUAACAUUUUUUUUCCCUUAAUCUCUUUAAAGAGAUUUCUUUUCCUUCUUUGGUGCUUUGGGUAUCGGAAAACCAAGGCCAUGACAGUUCUCUCUCUCUUUUUUCUUUUUUUACUACUGUAAAUGUCCUCAAUGCCUAUUCUAAACAGGUCUCUGGGAAGGCCUAAGGAUCUGUGGGAAUAUGGGACCCAGCCGAAGGGGAAAGUGGAUGCAAGUGGAUGCUGAAACGUCUAUGCACAAAGCUCUCAUCAGGCAAAUAAAAGUUGUCCCUUUCGUCUGCCAUCAAGGCAGUGGUGACAAGGGUGGGCCUCCCUAGCUUGCUCAGUAAGCAUGCUUCCUACCAUAAGGCACAGAAGAACUGGAGCAGGGACAACUAGGUGUUUUACUCCACCAGUGUAUCGAGUUGCUUCCCUAAAGGGGCUCUAAGGAGCAUCGACUAGGUUCACCAAGAGGUAUUUUUUGAAGAAAUUCUAGCAUAGAAGUGUUACUGGCUCUUAGUUAAUAUCAGCCUUGAUAUUGGUUCCCCUACAGUGAACCUGGCAUGUAUGGAGUUAAAACUAAGAACCCCACCAUCCUAGUUCCCUGGAUCUUUAGUUACACUCAUGUGUAAAUGUCUGUUUCUUUAACAUCUGACUCCCUGAGCUUUACAACCAAGAAGAAGUUACAAAUUGUUAAAGUCCAGAUGGCCUCAAACUGGGCUUCCACUAAAGUUGUAGCUAAUCCUAGGACCUUGAAGUUUUUUCACAGAGAAACUAAUGUCCAGAGAAUAUCAAGAAACUGAAGCUUCCCAGGCCCAACUCCUUGGCUUCCUGACGUCAGAGUCUACCUUCCACCAUGGAGAUCCGCAGCCAAGGACGCUCAUCUGAGCAAUCCUCUGUCUCCUCUGCUGGAAGCAGUCCCAGACACAGGCCGAUGGGAAAAUGCAGACCAAGAAGUCCACGGUCCCCCUCCCCUACCUAAAACCCCAAAUAAAAACCCCUACCCAUUUCUUAAUGGGGAGCAAGCAACUUUGGGGGCACAAGUCCUUACUUUGCUCCCUCUGCCUGGCAAGGUAAAGCUUUCCUUUUUCUCCCAAGACUCUGUUCUCGUUAUUUGGAUUGACGUUGAGAUCAGAGACCGAACUUUCAGGAACAGAAAUGUGCCUUCUCUCAUGGAGAUUCUAGUUAACUGCCCUUGGGAGCUGGUAUUGACAGGUCAGUAGAAAGUUAUUGGUUCUACCAAAACCCAAGCACUUUUGGGGUAAAUAUGGGACGCUGAGUCCCCAGAGAAUUUGUGCCAUGAGAGGCCUUGGGAGCUGUUGCAGCAGGGCCAGUGUGAAAUAAAUGCAGGGAGCUCGCGCUGAGGACGUGAACCAUGAGCUGCUUUUGGGGGCACAGAAGAUCCCUAGGAGGGAGUUCACUGUUCCCCAGACACCUCGAGGAACAAUCUUAGCGUUACUGUCCUCUUUGUAAAGGGCACCAGCUCUCAUCUGAUCUUUAAGAUCCAAAGGGAACAGGGAAAGUAUUGACUUUUUUUUCUUUCAUCAUGCUCUUUCUUAAGCUUAGACAAAAACUGUUUAAACUUAGGAAUCCUGGGGGUUCUGGUGCCUGAAAUCUUAUUGCAGAGGCUCAGCUCAUUCAGUCAGACAGGGGGAAUGACUAAGGUGCUUGUGCCCAGCAUGUCGGAAUUAGUUAGUGCUUAAUACUCUAGUGAGCGUUCAGCCUUCUCUAGGGGUGAAGUUUAAACAUUAAAGAGCCCUUUAAAAAAGAAUGCUUACACAUAACAUGUUUGGAAAGAAUAAUUGUCACUUCUAUUGCACGCUUACUUCCAGGUGCUUUGUUUAGGAAUCAGCACGCACUGUGAUCCCGUUCAGCCCUCACAAUCACAGUGAGACUGGGACCUUCAAUUUUGUUAUUUUUUAUUAUUAUGUCCAAAGUGAAGGUGGGAAAACUCAGUUUUAGAGGGAAUAUGUAUCGUACUCAAGGAUUUACAGCUAGGAAUUGACUUGAAUGCAAUUAUUUGAGACACCUAAGCGGCUAAUGUUUUGCUACAUCUGGUACUGAACACAUAUGUGUGUCAGAAGUUUAAGGAAAUUACCAAGUGGAUUACUCAGAGCAUUUAAAGUAUAUUAGAUUUCUUUAUUUUACUUGCGUUUUCAUCUGUCAACUUGUCUGUAUUGGGAUUUACACAUUUAUGAUAAAGUAAAAAAAGGACGGAAUUAUUAUCUGAGUAAAUCAGACCCACAGUAUAGUUUUCCUAUAAAUAGUUGACGAUUUGAAAUAAAUUUUUUAUUUUUGUUCUUUGUUUUCAGUUUUGCUUAUAUCUUUUUGUUUGGUUCAUUAUUUCUUGAAUGAGAAGGGAAAACCCAGUUUGUGUGUUCUGUGAUGUCAGCAGAUGUCUUCUAGUCCACAAGGGAAGAAGUGGAGGAAAGGCAGCGAAGGAUGAGUGAAGGGGCUUGAAAUGGAAGCUCAUCUGCAAACACAGUGGAUAUUUACAGUUUAAUAUCUUGGCAAACCCGUUUUGAGGAGCUGAUUUUGCAUUCCGCCAUCAGAGAGAAAAUCGAUCCUCUGUUCUUGCCUCAAGUCAGAUGUAGUUAGAUGAGAUGAAGCUGAUAUUUUUGGUCCGCGAAACUCACAUGAGCCAAAUGUUAACCAGCUAUUAAAAACUAAAAUAGGACAAAACAUUUUAUCUCCUCCCUGUUUUUGAAAUGACAGCCAGAGCAGAGCCACUCAGCUUCGCUCCAACAUUCUCCGCCUCUGGAGUGUUAGCUAAUUUACUUUAUUCUUUAAACCGUAUUUUCUACAGUAAGCACCUAUAAAAAGGAUUACCAUAAUUAUUUUUGCCUAUGGCAAAGUGUGAAGAACGCCCAAGCUUAUGUGGUACAGUUAUUUUUUUAGACAUGCAAACACAGCAGUUCCUUUUACAUUUGACUACCCAGCAAUUUCUGUAAUAUCUUCACAAUUAUAUAUUAUAUAAAUGCUUAUACUACAUAAUGAAUAUUUUUAUUUCUUGAUUCAAUUUUAUGGUAGGGAGACCAUAAUGGCAUUAAAAAUGUGGAAAAUUCCUCUUCCUUUUAAUGCCAUCUGGGUUUCUAUAAUAGGUGCCAAAUGGAUAUAUGAAUGCUAAAAAUUAUAUAAAAUUGCUUACUUAACUUCAAUCUUAUGUUCUUUAGAAGGAUUUGAUGUGUAAUUAGCAGGUCCAUUCUAUU
Equus caballus (horse) is the source of this 19148-nucleotide messenger RNA. RefSeq names its product contactin associated protein family member 4 (gene CNTNAP4). NCBI's taxonomy places the organism in Eukaryota, Metazoa, Chordata, Mammalia, Perissodactyla, Equidae. The record is from RefSeq and is a predicted model, not a curated record.